Messenger RNA from Orbicella faveolata, 2439 nucleotides. RefSeq names its product polycomb group RING finger protein 3-like. NCBI's taxonomy places the organism in Eukaryota, Metazoa, Cnidaria, Anthozoa, Scleractinia, Merulinidae. The record is from RefSeq and is a predicted model, not a curated record.
UUAAUUCUGUCCCUUCAUUCAGUUUGCAUUCCAUAGUCGCUGAAGAUAAGAUCACCGCCAGACUGUAAAAUCGAUAAAAAAAAAAAAAGUUUGGUCCGGCCUUACCUAACGAUUGAGAGCUUUAUUAUUUACCCUUAGUAAUCCACAGAGCUUUUCAUUCCGUGCUUGUAUGUUUGGACACGGGAGAUUAGCUUAGUUUGCCGAGAAGUUUCUUGUUUAGCGGCGGUUUACACGUGCAUUUUGUGCUGUCGUGUUAGGAUCCUUUGAAUCUCUGUGAUAUUUGAUGCAUGCCAAUUGUAGUUAUUUUGACAGGCCAUCUAUUCUCCAUUUCCGGUAUCUAGGAACAUUCUCUUGUACCUCAUAAAAAAACACUCUAACCGAUGGCGUCUAAACGUGAAACGUGGUAAAUAGACGUAUUCAAGAACGUUUUAUUACACGUUCAGCCACCGGCAAAAGCGCUAUUCGUAUUCGGCUGUACUAAAGAUAUUAUCAUUGUUUGUCUUCUAUUGAAAACUGGUUCAUUAUUGAGAGGCCUUGGAUUCUUGGCUUACAGAUAAGAGACCACAAGCGUCUCUCAGCUUCCUUCGUUCUCUUUACACUAGGAACGAAAACUGAUUCCGACAGGAAGAGCGGAGGAAAUUAACCGAUCGUGUGUUGGCGCGAACUUUUUUGCCCUUCCACGCGCAAAUGAAGGGAACGUGGUAAAAGUCGCUCUUUCGCUUCAAGUGAUCAACGUGAAGAGAAGGUCCCAAGAGACUAGCCUGCCCUCUUUGUUCGGGAAUAUUGUUGAUGAUCGGAUAAUUUUUAUGUUGACCGCCCACCGCUCACAACAAAUCUGCCCUGAGGCUCUUUGCUCUGUUUGUACGUGUGGUCUGAUUGAUCCAGACGAAACUCUUGUGUCGAAAGGCAAGGCACGUUCGUCGACUCUCUGGCCUUUGUUUUGAGGCUCUCGCCGGAGAGGUUUUGAAGAAUCUUGACUGAAGUCGAAGUGUUGACAGAAAUUUGCCACAUCACUCUUCAUUAACACUAUUAUCUAGCCGAAAUCAAGCAUAGAGCGUAAAGUUCUGUUGGGCUUCGUGCGUGGUUUCGCAUAACCGGUCGAGUCUAUUACCACUGUAGGAUUUAGGGAGCCCAAAGAGUUCACAUCUUCUGCCGACCUCAGCCUGCGAGAUGUACCAAACAGUCAAGUUAAGAGAGCUCAAUCCUUUCAUUAUUUGCGGCAUUUGCAAUGGGUAUCUAAUCGACGCUACAACCAUCACGGAGUGUCUGCACACGUUUUGUAGAAGCUGCAUCGUGAAACAUUUACAAGAAGACAACUUUUGUCCAACGUGCAAAAUUGUGAUCCAUCAAAGCUACCCCAUGAACUACAUUAGCCCUGAUCGCACUAUGCAGGAAAUUGUAUACAAGCUUGUGCCGGACCUUCAAGAGCGGGAGCUUCAGAGACAAAAAGAAUUUGAAGUAGCCAUGUUUAUGUAUCGCACGGGGGAACAACAGAAUGCUUACAACGCCAUGAACUCAAUAAAAACACAUGCUGAUAAUCCGUCUCCGUCGUCUUCAUGUACAUCAAACGAGAAAGAAGAAGUUCAAGAUUAUCACCGAGGUGAUGAACAAGUCGCCAUAUGUAUGGAAUGUUACAGAGCAAACGGGAAAUAUUCACUUAAGCCGUUAACCCGAAAGUAUCUACGUUUAUCAUCCCAAGCGACUGUGUUACACCUCAAAAAGUUCCUCGCUAAGAAGCUGAGUCUUCAAGACCAUAAGGACGUGGAUAUUCUUUGCAAUGAUGAAAUUCUUGGCAAGGAUCACACGCUUAAGUUUAUCUGUGUCACACGAUGGAGAUUUAAGGGAUGUCCGCUUUUACUCCAUUACAGACCAAGUCUCAAGUUAUUUUAGCUUGGCUACCUCAAUAACCAGGAAGCUUAGAGCGUGAAUCAGCCUCUCUUCCAAGCACCAGCCUCUCUUCCACGCAUCUGCCGAGACAGCUCCGAAUUGCUACCAGCUGCAAACAAUGCUGCUGUGAAAAGAAAAAAAAGAUUCAAACGAGCACAGCAGCCGUCAACCACGAGAGCCAACGCGACGCUGUUUCUUUCGACAGAAUAUGUCAUCGGGAAAAUACAAAAUGAAUCAAUUCCUUCGUCUAAGUACGAAAAUGUAUAGUUCGGUUUCAUUUCUGGAGUUUUCCAGUGAGGACGAUUUUAAAAAUUUUGAUCGUGACUUGGUCAUAAUUGUGUAUAAUUACACAUCAUAUGCCAUUCAUCCACGCGUUUCGAUAAUUACGCGCGUUGCGUGUAAAAGCGCUGCUAUUUGCGUUCUAUUAACAGGUAUAACUGUUUUUUAAGAGAUGGAAAUAUUUAUUGUACAGUACACAAGACAUGCAUUCUUGCGCAUUGUAUCAGUCGAUAACUGAUAUCAAACAUUAUAUUUUCAAAAUUUUUAAUAAUA